Molecule: messenger RNA, 2597 nt
Organism: Polypterus senegalus (gray bichir)
Lineage: Eukaryota; Metazoa; Chordata; Cladistia; Polypteriformes; Polypteridae
Gene: bcl7ba
Product: BAF chromatin remodeling complex subunit BCL7B a
Exons: 6
Coding region: 48-653 (201 amino acids)
Source: RefSeq, a predicted model, not a curated record
GGCGGAUGAAGCGAGAUUUCACUCAAGACUGAAAAGAAAUCUGAAAGAUGUCGGGUCGCUCGUUUAGAGCCGAGACCCGUAGUCGAGCCAAAGAUGACAUGAAGAAAGUGAUGGCGGUUAUUGAAAAGGUCCGGCGAUGGGAGAAGAAGUGGGUGACAGUUGGAGACACGUCUCUGCGGAUAUUUAAGUGGGUGCCGGUGGCCGAUGGAAAGGAGGACAAGAACGCCAAUGGAAAUACAGGAAGAGAAGUUACCACAUUCCCUGUGGAUCCAGGGUCUGAUAGCAACUCAGCCGGCCUCCUUGAGUUUCAAGAUGAAAACAGCAACCAGAGCUCCCUUUCAGACUCCUAUCAGCCCAAGGCAGACAGCAGCAGCAAUUCAAGCCCGCAGCCCAGUGAGCCUGUCAGCCCAGCCCCUAUGUCAGACUUCAGGACAGACGAUUCUCAGCCUCCCACUCUGGGGCAGGAGAGCAUGGAAGAUUCAUCAUUGUCAACCUGUGAAGUAAUAGAUGAGCCUCCCAUGUUGACUAAAGAGGUUCUUAUACCUGCUGCCUCUCAGGUUGUUGAAGAAGAUGACUUUAACUCUGGAGCACCACCGGUGAAAAGAAUGCGCCCAGACUACUGUUCCGUCCUUCAGACAACAUCGCAGAGCUAGCACAGUAGGCCUGGUAGUCAUUCUGCCAGUGUGAGAAAAUUGUCAAGACUGUGAUUAAGUGUACUGAUUAUUUCAUUAGGGCCUAAUGGCUGUUGAGGUGAUGUCUAGCUCUUAUUCCCGUGUAUUACAGUAGCGGACUAUACUCUCUCUCCCAUUGCACAUCUCAAGUAUCUAUAAGGAAUCCAGUGAACUUGUUUCCCAAGAGAGUUUCAACUAACAACAGUUUUGUGAAUAAAUCUGGUCAGCACUGGUUUGCUUUCCAUUUUAACUCUUGUAGAACAAAAAGCAAAAAUAUUGCUCUGGACAUAGUCCAGCCUUGGGGAACAUCAAUAAUUCAAGUUUCAGAGGAAAGAACUAAAAUAAUUUACCAGCUGGAACAGACAUCAGGCAGGUCAUCAAAGACUAGAGGAGAGAAAGGAAGUGGGAUAGAUUCAUGUUAUUGAUUUUAACUAUGUUAGAAUGUUAUUACAAACAGGGCUAUACAAGCACUGUGUGAGAAUGAUAAAAGUGAAUUUCUGUGUCUAUCUUAAUUGUGAAUGCUUAUGUUCAUAUUACAUUGCAGUAUUUUAAGUUAAAGAUCAGACAUGAACACCCUCUUCAGCGAAGAUUUUAUUUCACAUGAUCUUCUGUUAUUCCUUAUGCUACAGAUUUACCACAGACAGCUUUUUAUAUAUAUAUAUAUAUAUAUAUAUAUAUAUAUAUAUAAAGACAGGGGGAAAUGUAUCCCACUACUCUCAUUAUGUUAUUUUGCUGAAGUUGUCAGUAAGUGUUACUUGGUUAUCAUUAGCUGUUUAGUGCUAGCUUGUAACUGAAGGCCAUCUCAUGUAUGGUCUACACAGCAAGUAUAUUAACAGAGUAGGUGACCAACAUAGCUUUGUAUUUAGUUGAAGGUGGACCUGAACUGCUGAUGUAGUUCUGAUAGGACACAGUAGUGUCGGCAGAUUAAAUUCUUAGAAGCAGCAUUUAAAGCAAAUUUAAAUAUAUUUUUUUAAAAGUGACUUCUAAUCAUGGCAAAUAUAUCAGAACACUUUGCUGCUAUUGCUUCUCCAUCCUCAUUUAUUGUGAUGCGUUGCUAGAAUAAUUUUGUGCCUCAUAGACUGUUUCUAAUGUAGCUAUGCACUUAAUUCUGACGUCUUUUUCUACAUACUGUACUGAACCACUGGAGCCCAGUGGUAAAAUCCCAAACCACUUUCUUAAGGAACAAAAUUGCAUCAGUACCUGUUUCAAGGUGGUUAUGUGAGGCAUCCUCAUUUACCACUCUGAAAGAGAAGGGGGCUUCAGCUGGAGUCUUGGGUUGUUCAGCACUUUUUACUCAGGGAAAUUAUGGAAAAUUUAUGCACGGCACUUUGAAAGUGCUAGAAAUAGUAGAAGCCGACAAAUGCUAAAUAAUUUAUGCAAAAAGCAGUAAUAAAAAUGUCUCUUGCUUAGUUUGUGAGAUGCAAUAAUUGACUAUAUCAAGACAAUAGGAUUUGAGGGAUGAUUUGUCUACCUGGUAUUUUCAAGAGAGCUUGCUGGUAUGAUAUGAAGACCCAGUCAGGCCAAUAGAUAAGUAGUCAUAACACACAGUUCAUUUCUGGUUAAAUGGACCAAUUGUUAUAUGAGGAAUGUGGUGUGUUUUUGUUUGUGUGUUUUUUUUUUUGUUUUUUAAUAGCAUCUCAUUUACCUUUAAUUGGUUUGUCUGCAGAGUAUGAUAUUUUUGGAAUGUAGAGUGUCAUUUGACAUGCUGUCCUUUAAUUAUAAAUGAGCCUAGGGCUGUGCCAUGUAAACAGUAUACAUCAAAGAAUCAUCUGACUGGCUAAAAACUGCAUAACAUGUACGUGAAGUGUGGGCAGGCUCUGUCUGCACAUGUAUUCAAAAACCAUGAUUUAUAUAUGCAUGUCUCUAGUAAGUCAUGUUCUGAGCAUACCUGCAUUAUCUGAGACACUUACCUAAUCUACAGUUCAU